Messenger RNA from Phragmites australis (common reed), 3052 nucleotides. Its product is annotated as protein NPGR2-like. The transcript has 6 exons. Lineage: Eukaryota; Viridiplantae; Streptophyta; Magnoliopsida; Poales; Poaceae. Gene Ontology annotation, molecular function: protein binding. The record is from RefSeq and is a predicted model, not a curated record. Bases 458 to 2641 code for a protein of 727 amino acids.
AUGAUUUUGAUUUGGUUAUGAAAAAAAAAGUACUAUCGUUCUUCGCGUCGCCCCCCCCCCCCUCGGAGUUGUUUAAAUUAAGAUCACCCCCGAUUCUUCAACCAAUAGAUAAACAGUUUCUGGCGGGUGGCUGGUACGGAUUGUUCCAUCGCGUUUCUUGGAUUUGGCUCCGGAAUUUGAAGUGAUCGGGGAUCGCUUGUCCCCUUCUAACUCCCACCUCAAUCCAAUCGCCCUUUCAGCCUCUUCCUCGGAAACCCCAUGAUCCUAGCUAUCCUUUUGGCCCCCCGAUUCGACCAGUUUGAUUCGAAUUUGGGCCGGAUUGGUGCCCAGAGCGAUCAAAGCGGGGGCAAGAUUGGAUUUUGAUUAGCUAUUCAGUUAAUUGGGGGGAGUCAAUCAGUGGGAAAUCGAGUUCUUCCUUCUGCGGUGAAGGAAAGACGUAUGAACAUGACGCGGCAGGAUGGAGGGUAGGAAAAAGAGGGAGAGAUUUAGUAAAAUUUUCAGUGGAAUGUCAAUGCAAUGCCUUUGCUCUGGGGAUCAGUUGAACAGGAUGGAUGAUGUGGUCCAUUCAUCAGAGAAAAAAAUCAUUAAGGAUGGCCCGAACAGCAGGUACUCAUCUCCAAAUUUUGUGGUUGAGCAGCAUGUCAACAGUGCUGAUAUUGAGGACGCUGAAUUGUCCCUCCAGGGGAGUGGUUCCCUUAACUAUGAGGAAGCAAAGGCAUUGCUUGGAAGGGUAGAAUACCAAAGAGGGCAUAUUGAAGAAGCGCUUCGAGUGUUUGAUGGGAUCAUGAUAUCUACACUAAUUCCUGAGAUGAAAAUAUCUAUCGGUAGAAAAGUGGGGCAGAAAAAGCCCUGUUCACAUUCCAGCUCUCCGGUAAUGCCCUUUCAUGCUGUUACUAUACUAAUGGAGACUAUGUAUCUCAAAGCUAUAGCACUUCGUGAUCUUGGAAAGUUCAAAGAAGCUGCACAUGAGUGCAGUACAUUAUUGGACAUUGUGGAAUCUGCAUUGCCUCAAGGUUUGCCGUCUAACUUUGGAAAUGACUGCAACUUGAAUGAAACAAUAUGCAGAGCAGUUGAGUUGCUUCCUGAGCUUUGGAAAUUAGGAGGCUUUCCUGUUGAAGCUAUCUCUUCAUAUAGGAGGGCUCUUGUUAGUAAUUGGAACCUUGAUGCAAUGACCAUUGCUAAAAUACAGAAGGAAUUUGCUAUUUUUCUCCUGCACAGUGGAAGUGAAGCCUGCCCUCCUAAACUUCGAUGUCAAUUGGAUGGUUUAUUUGUACCUCAGAACAAUUUGGAAGAAGCUAUUCUUCUUUUAUUGAUUCUGUUGAUGAAGUUCAAUCUUAAGAGGAUUGAGAGAGACCCAACUGUGAUGCAUCACCUAAGUUUUGCACUGUCCGUGUCAGGGCAGUUGAAACCUCUAGCUUGUCAGUUUGAAGCACUAUCACCUGGUGUUCUAGACAAUAGAGAGUGGUUGUACAAUGCUGCAUUGUGCUACCUAGCAUCAGAAGAUGAUUUAACUGCACUGAAUCUGCUUAGAAGGGUAUUGAAGUCUGGAGAGGAUUCAAAUAGUCUCAAAGAACUUCUCCUGGCUUCAAAAAUCUGUGGUGAGAACAGUGUGCAUGCUGAAGAAGGUGCUUUGUAUGCUCGCAGAGCCCUUGCCAAUCUACAUGGAGGUUGCGACCAAAUGGAAGCUGUCGCGAACCUUUUGCUUGGCAUUUCCCUCUCCAAUCAAGCUAGAUGUGCUACGACUGAUACAGAGAGAGCUUCUCAGCAGCAUGAAGCAUUGGGGGUGCUUGCUAAUGCUAGAAAGAAGACGCAUGGCAGAGAUUUUAGGAUAACGUACAAUCUCAGCCUCGAAUAUGCUGAGCAGAGGAAAUUAUAUACAGCAGCUCUAUAUGCGAAGAAGCUGUUGAAAUUAGAGGCUGGAUCAGAAUUGAAGACAUGGCUCCUCAUAGCUCGAAUAAUGAGCGCCCAAAAACGGUUUGAGGAUGCUGAAUGUAUUGUGAAUGCUGCAUUAGAUCAGGCUGGGAAUUGGUGUCAAGGAGAUCUAUUACAGACCAAAGCCAAAAUUCAGGUUGCACAGGGGCAAUAUAAGAAAGCAGUUGAGACAUAUACCCAGCUUCUUGCUGUGAUCCAUCUCAGGAUGAAAAGUUUCGGUGCUGGGAUUUCUGUGUUACAGGCCACCAAGACUGAUAGAACUUUGGAAGUAAAGACAUGGUAUGAUCUUGCCCUUCUGUACCUAAGAUUGUCGCAAUGGAAGGAUGCUGAACUUUGCAUAUCAAAGAUAAAGGUUAUCAGUCUAUAUUCCCCAUUGGCUUGUCAUGCUACAGGAAAGCUACAUGAAGUGAAAGGUUUUCUGAAGGAAGCUCUACGAGCAUACUCAACGGCGUUAGACCUUGAACCUAAACAUGUACCGAGUUUGAUAUCAACUGCUAUUGUUCUUCGACAGCUUUGUGAGAAGCCCUUACCUGCUGUAAGAUGCUUCCUAACUGAUGCACUACGACUAGACAGAACAAAUCAUGAUGCAUGGUUCAACCUUGGCUUACUCUACGAAGAUGAAGGUGGCAGUUCAGCAGUGGAAGCUGCUGAAUGUUUUCAGGCUGCUGCUCUUCUUGAAGAAACUGCUCCAGCAGAACCUUUCAAAUGACAUCAAUAUUUUUGAAGGGCACAAAACCGAAAUCAACCAUGAAUCAAUCAAAUAUUUCGUGGAUAUGGCUAUGGUAUAACCAACUAUUAACACAGAAAGUUUCUCGAUUUUUUCCUCCUGCAACAUUUUUUCCUACUUCCCCAACUCCCACUUCUAGGAUUAGUGGAUGGUGAAAGUAGGUAUGUAAAAUGUGUAGAAUAGAAAUACAUGUACCAUAGCCUAUCUGUUUUAUUUAUAGAGCUAUACCUGUAAAAUAACAUACCAUACUUUUCCAGAUACAUGUACCAUAGAAUUGCUUCUUUGAUUUUACCCCUGUACUGGAUUAGCCUUGUUAAUUCUGAUCUCGAGAGAGCUCAAAGCAAUGUUGUAAAACUAUCGAUGAAAUAUUAGUACAUUUUCGAGGGGCGGACA